AAAACUGGCCACUGAUAUAGACGUCUAUCGAAACGCUCACAAUUGUAAAGAUGUUUUAGCAUUUUGUUCCAUAAACAUAUUUGGAGAGUCUUGAUGAAAUGGCAAAGCAUUUUCCUAAGUAAGGUCUGACUCACUCUUUUAUAACAUGACUUUUUCAUUUAUUGGCUCUUAGGAAGGCACGAGCCACUCUUACGCCCUCCCGUUCUCUUGCCGUUCCAAUAAAAUCAGUCCAAAUUGGCUCGCUCCGGUUAUGACUUUAUUUUUCCAAUUCUGAGUAAAUGUAUCCCUCUCCAAUCGAUCCUCUAGAUGCAAUUUAAACCUCUCGCGAUAUUUUAUCGAAGUAUCCAGAUUAAAUCAUGAAGGUUAAAAGCUAUCCCCUCCCUUCAUACUUCAAUUUGACCACACAUUUGAUUCCCCAUCAUAUUUUGUUCAGUCACGAAAGUUUAGUGUAAUAAUUUUGAGUGAAGGUUUAACCCCGCCAUAAUCUUAAGGGAAAUUUCUCCUAUUCGCAGCCAUUCCACAUAUGACAUUCCUAAGGUCUUACAGAAGUGACAUCACGAAUAACAGAUUUGUAAAAAUAUGCUAUCGUAUUACAGGGCUGUAAUAUGGCCAGAUAGAUCUAAUUCAUUACAGCAAAGCAGAGCCAGGACUGUUAAACAACAGGCUGACAGAGCCUAGACAGCUUUAUAGGAACCAGCAUCUCACCCAAAGGUCCUGGCACACUAUGAAGUCAACAUGAAAAAAAAAGAAUAUAUUGGCUUUACAUUAAGACAAGUUUAAAUAAUGUAGCAACUGAGCCCUUCAGCUGAUAUCAUGUUGUUCAGUCAUCUCGGUUUAAAAAGUGACCUCUUUCUACUCUGUAUAAAAACUGUAAUAUGAUAACAUUGUCAUGUCUUCAAUAAUAUUGUCAUGUCUUUAAAGCAGCAUCCAUAUUUACAAGAGUUUAGCACAAGUAGAUUUUUUUUAAUGGCUCUCAUCUGGUUUUUGAGCAGAAGUGUCUUAUUUGGGCCAGGAAUUUAGAGGACUUUGAAAUGGAGACCAUACUUUUCAAGCAAGCCACAUUUAAAUAUGAUGUUUUGCUGUGCAAUAGAGAAAGGAUCAUAAUGUUUAGUUAAAUUCAGCUGAUUUGAUAAAAAGAAUAAGAACACUGAAAAACUUGAUACGCAAGAAACCCUACAGUUUGUCUGUAUGACAUGUUUUAAACAUUUUAAUAUCAUAAUAUUCAACUGUCAUUAAUCUCUAUUGUUAAUCUCUAUAUUUUAAUUUAUGUGUAGACUAAUACAAGAAGGUUUCAGGAAUUAUUUACAGUACAUAUGACCUGUUUGCUGAGAGCGCGUGGUUUGAGUCGGAGCUCUUUCAAACUUAUUCUUAAUACAUCGUUUAUUCUUGUUAUAUCUUAAGACUUGUGUUUUAAAUUGUUAUUCUCCGAGGGUAAAACAUAUCCUUAAAUAUAUCCCAUACCAAAAAUCGUACUUAAACGCACAGAUAAUUUAUUUUUAUCAGAUCACUCGCUAUUAGCCUCAGGCUGUUAGCAUUCCCAGCCUGCCUGCUUACUGCUUAACACACUGUUCUCGUUACUACAUCACUAAUGGCUAAUGUUUCAGAUGUGUUUGUACCUCUGUGUGCAGAUGAGGAAACGAUCGCACUUCAGUCGGAACUGGAGGCUGUGGAGAAGCAGAUCCAGGAUCUACUAGAGAAGCAGACACGGCUGCGAGAACGAAAAACGGCGCUGGAAACAUCCAGAGCUGACGCUCGCAAAUCCGCGGUAAGUUUUCAUCGCGAUUUUAAUACUCCUUCCACUUCUACUCCGCGUGUUUCUCUGCACAGAGCCCAGGCUUCGAGAACACGGUCAGCCCAAAUGAACUUCACUCCUGCACCGGCACACCCACGGCGAAAGGCGCGAGCUAGGACUGGAGCGAUGACCCAACCGCCGCCACCGGUCUUCGAGAUCCCGACCAGGAACCGCUUUGCCGCCCUCUGCGAGACGGAAUGCAACGCUGUGGUCAUCGGAGACUCAAUCGUCCGGAACGUACCUGCGAUCCUGAAGGACGAUGCUAACGUCGGAGCUGUCGUGCUGCACGCGGGGGUGAAUGACGUCAGGAUGAGGCAGUCGGAGAUCCUGAAGAGGGACUUCAGGAGUCUGAUCGAGACGGUACGCAACGCAUCGCCCACGGCGAGGAUCAUCGUAUCAGGGCCGCUUCCUACCUACCGACGAGGGAAUGAAAAGUUCAGUAGACUAUUUGCUCUAAAUAAAUGGUUGAUGUCAUGGUGUAUUGAACAGAAGCUGCUCUUUGUUGAUAAUUUUGAUCUGUUCUGGGAGCGACCUAGGCUCUUCCGCCCUGACGGCCUGCACCCCAGCAGCAUCGGAGCGGUUCUUCUGUCUGACAACAUCUCAAAGACGCUACGCACCGCUUGACUACGUCUCCCAGCGGGAGAGAUUCCGCCAGGCCCAGAUGAACGUCAUAUGCCCAUCCACAACUAGAGAUUACGCCAGCUACAUCGGAAAAUCCCGUGCCAUCCUCCUGCGAGAGCCUGCGGACUGACUGACCAUCCAGCUCCAUCCAAGGCAAUUCCAUCACCACCCAAGAAAAAGGCGACCAUCUGGCCGGCCCAGCUCAGACAAUUCCAUCCCCAACCGAGAGCAAAGACGGACUACCUGUCACAUAAAUGCUAAAUUUACAAUACUUGGUAUUUAAUGCUAAACUUACAUCACACGACAGCAGUUUGAAGUUAUGGCUGCACUCAGUGACUUUGAUUGGAGGUAGCUGGGUGGGUGUUGUAGGGAGUGGGGGGGCUUGUUGGUUGUGGUUCGGGGCGUUUCAUUUGUUGGGACUGUGUGGGUCUGGUCUGGUUGGUCUUGUUUUGUGGUCGAUGUCGGACAACAGAGGAAUAAAGUUAAUUAUGCCAUUACUACUUUUCCCUGGUUGUUCCUCUGUUGUCUGUUGUUGAUCGCGGAAUGGGACCGGGUUGGACCUGCACGGUUUCGGCGGGUGGGGCUUCCUGGGUCGCGGCUCGUGGGCUCUCCCUGUUCUUCGUGGACGUUGCUCGGUGGCUUUGGUCGGGGUCACUGAGUGCAGCUAUGACACGUCAGAGGAGAUCUGGCCCUCCCGGCUGAGCCUGGUUUCUCCCGAGGUUUUUUUUUCUCCAUUAUUCAGCAUUGGAGUUUGGGUUCCUCGCCACAGCAGAGCAGUGCAGUGUUGGCUUGCUCACCGGGAGACUGCAUUUAUUUAUUUAUUUAUUCAUUUAUUUAUUAGAUAUUAUUUAUUAUAAUGAUCUUGCUUGGUCUAUAAACACCAUGCACUGUGCUGUGUUUUACCUUUCUGUGUUUUUCUUAUUUGCUCCUGUAAAGCUGCUUUGGAACAAUGCACAUUGUGAAAAGCGCUAUAUAAAUAAAAUUGAAUUGAAUUGAAUUGAAUUAAUCUUUCAUCAAAAAGUGUAUAAGAAUAUGAUCACAAAUAGUCCAAUGUAAUAUGUUAAGUGUGUUACAGUAUAUAGACUGUAAAAAAAUAAUGCUGUAAUUUUUCAGCAGCUGGGGCACCUGUAAAAUACCAUAAAAUAACAGUUUUAUCACUGUUUUAUUUGAUAAUUUUACAGUUUUUACCGCAUUUCAAAAAUACAUCAGCUGUGGUGCCAGUCAAUUACCAUAAAAUAACAUUUCUGUCACGUAAAAUUUGAUGGGUUUUUUUUUGUAUAGUAGGAAACCAUAAGAUCACAGUGUACAGCUUUUCUUCUCUCUAAAUCGCAAAUAUUAAACUUUGGCACAUUAUUGCACAUGAAUAACCUCAUAUCACGUAGGUUUGUGCUUUUGCCACUUUAAUGUAAAAAAUUUGAAUUUUAUAAUUAUAAUAAUGUGCUCU
Molecule: messenger RNA, 3857 nt
Organism: Triplophysa rosa
Lineage: Eukaryota; Metazoa; Chordata; Actinopteri; Cypriniformes; Nemacheilidae
Exons: 3
Coding region: 1589-2416 (275 amino acids)
Source: RefSeq, a predicted model, not a curated record